AUGCCGAUCCGUGCACGGACGCACAUUAUGAGACGCGCUGCCCGGCGAGUCACCGCGCUGUUCGGCGGCAAGACCGCAGCCAAGAAGGCUGCGGCGGAGCCCAAGAAGGCUGACGCGCCCAAGCCGCGCUUCGGGCGCCUCGGGCGCGCCAAGCAGGCCGCGGCGCCCGCGCCGACGCCCGAGCCGGCCGCGAAGCCGAAGUUCAGCCUCUUCGGCGGCGGCAAGCCGGCCGCGAAGCCUGCCAAGGCGCCGGAGCCCGCGCCGGCGCCCAAGCCGGCCUUCAGCCUGUUCGGCGGCGGCAAGGCCGCGAAGAAGGAGGAGAAGGCGGCGCCCGCGAAGGCCGCGCCCAAGCCGCGCUUCGGCCGCGCGAAGCCCGCCGCCAAGGCCGCCGCGCCCGCGAAGCCGGCUCCCAAGGCCAAGCCCGCUCCGAAGGCCGCGAAGGCCGCGAAGGCCGCGGAGGCUGGGCCCGUCCCGAUGGUGUGCCUGGACUGCGGCUACGUGUACAACCCCGCCUCCAACCGGGGCCGCGCGUUCGAGCAGCUCCCCGCCAACUACAAGUGCCCGGAGUGCGGUUCGGGCAAGGACCGCUUCAGGACCGAGAAGGAGCGCGACGACGACAACACGCCGCUGAUCGCCGUCGGCCUCCUCGCGCUCCUCGCGGGCGCCGGGCUGUACGUGUCGCAGAACGGCAUGCCCUUCUAA
This is a messenger RNA of Pedinophyceae sp. YPF-701, 702 nucleotides long. Lineage: Eukaryota; Viridiplantae; Chlorophyta; Pedinophyceae. The record is from the annotation of a GenBank genome assembly.